GUGGAUGGGGAUGGAUAGUAGUUAACUGAAAAGAUUUGGCUGAGAGAUACGAUCAAUAAUGGAGAAAAAGGAUGAAUCAGUUCGAGUUCAAAGGACCAAAGGGGGGAUGGUGACGAUGCCCUUCAUCUUUGCAAAUGAAGCAACUGAAAAACUGGCGGUGGUGGGAUUUGGAACUAAUAUGAUUAGCUACCUAACGGGACAGCUUCACAUGCCUAUAACAAAAGCGGCCAACACUCUAACCAACUUUAGCGGCACCGCCAGCUUGACUCCCCUCGUCGGCGCCUUCAUCGCCGACUCAUACUUCGGCCGUUUUUGGACCAUCACCGCCGCUUCUAUCAUCUACCAAAUUGGCAUGACGACAUUAACAGUGUCUGCUGUUAUCCCCAAACUAAGGCCUCCCCCAUGCAGUGGAGACCAAAUCUGUCAGACAGCUAAUGGCGGACAGCUGGCAAUUCUCUACGUAUCACUUCUGUUGGCUGCAAUCGGGGCGGGUGGGAUCCGGCCAUGCGUUGUGGCAUUCGGGGCGGAUCAGUUUGAUGAAACGGAUCCGAAACAGAAGACUAAAACAUGGAACUUCUUUAACUGGUAUUAUUUCUGCAUGGGCGUUUCGAUUCUGUUGGCGGUGACGGUUGUUGUUUAUGUUCAAGAUUAUGUUGGAUGGGGUUGGGGAUUGGGAAUACCCACUAUCGCUAUGUUCUUAUCAAUUGUAGCCUUCAUUUUUGGGUACCCGCUUUAUCGGAAUAUUGACCCGGCAGGAAGUCCGUUUACCCGAUUGGUUCAGGUUGCUGUUUCUUCAUUUAGGAAAAGGAAUUUAACGUUGGUUUCGGAUCCUAAGUUGUUGUACGAGAAUGAUGAGAUUGAUGCAGCUAUUUCUGUGGCUGGUAAACUUGUUCAUUCCAAGAAUUUGAGGUUCUUGGACAAGGCAGCAAUUGUGAGCGAAGAAGACGACAUAAGAAAACCAAAUCUAUGGAAGCUAAACACAAUCCAUCGCGUGGAAGAACUAAAAACCAUAAUCCGAAUGGGUCCAAUUUGGGCAGCCGGGAUCCUUCUGAUAACUGCAUACGCCCAACAGAACACAUUUUCAAUCCAACAAGCAAAAACAAUGGACAGACACAUAUUAUCAGGAUCAUUCGAAAUCCCCGCAGCCUCCAUGGCCGUUUUCACAAUGACAUCCAUGCUCGCCACCGUCGCCUUCUACGACCGUCUCUUCAUCCCCUUCAUCCGUCGCUUCACCGGCCUCGACCGAGGAAUCGGUUUCCUCCAACGAAUGACAAUCGGUUUCGUCAUCUCUAUUUUCGCCACUUUCGUAGCCGGUUUCGUCGAAUUGAAGAGAAAACACGUCGCAUCUGAAUAUGACUUAAUAAACAAUCCCCAUGCAGCAAUACCCAUCUCGGUUCUAUGGCUGGUUCCGCAAUACUCGCUCCACGGAAUGGCGGAGGCGUUCAUGUCAAUCGGGCACCUGGAGUUUUUCUACGACCAGGCGCCCGAGAGCAUGAGGAGCACCGCCAUGGCUCUGUUUUGGACGGCCAUUUCACUGGGGAAUUAUACCAGCACGAUUUUGGUUACAUUGGUUCAUAAAUUAACUCAAGGGCGUGACGGGUCAAACUGGCUGCCGGAUGAUAAUUUGAAUAAGGGUAAGCUUGAGAGGUUCUAUUGGCUCAUAACAGGUUUACAAGUGGUUAACCUUGUUUACUACUUGUUCUGUGUUAAGUUAUACACUUUCAAACCAGUUCAAGUCAUGGUCAUCGAUAACAAACAAGAAGACAAAGAUGCACCUAAUGUUAAUAAUGGAUCACUCGAGCUUUCGUCUCAGCAGGUCUAGUUUAGUAGUCACUUUACAACAAAUUAAUGCAAUAUAUAUAAUAUUUAGUAGUACAAAUUAAUUACUUAAUAAUUUGUAUAUUUUUCUUGGGUUCUCCUUUCCUAAGUACUUAAAUGUGAAGACUCGAAAUGAACAUGAGAAUGUGAGUUAUAACACUUUAGCAAUGAACUAUCAUUAUAAAUGUAGCAGUACUUUUUUCUAUUAAGAAAAAAAAAAUCAUAAUUAAGACUGA
Molecule: messenger RNA, 2054 nt
Organism: Impatiens glandulifera
Lineage: Eukaryota; Viridiplantae; Streptophyta; Magnoliopsida; Ericales; Balsaminaceae
Product: protein NRT1/ PTR FAMILY 3.1
Exons: 4
Coding region: 59-1822 (587 amino acids)
Biological process (GO): transmembrane transport; oligopeptide transport
Cellular component (GO): plasma membrane
Molecular function (GO): transmembrane transporter activity
Source: RefSeq, a predicted model, not a curated record